This is a messenger RNA of Galendromus occidentalis (western predatory mite), 4818 nucleotides long. It is a transcript of the gene Klp31E, whose product is annotated as kinesin-like protein 31E. The record is from RefSeq and is a predicted model, not a curated record. Gene Ontology annotation, molecular function: microtubule motor activity; ATP binding; microtubule binding. The transcript has 22 exons. Gene Ontology annotation, biological process: spindle elongation; mitotic spindle organization; microtubule-based movement. Bases 1 to 4812 code for a protein of 1603 amino acids. Gene Ontology annotation, cellular component: microtubule associated complex. NCBI's taxonomy places the organism in Eukaryota, Metazoa, Arthropoda, Arachnida, Mesostigmata, Phytoseiidae.
AUGGUGAAGACGGUCGCAGAUGAGAGCAGCGUGCGGGUGGCUGUCAGAAUACGGCCACUCGUACACCGGGAACUCUCAGAGAUGUGUCACAACUGCACUCGGGUGCCGCCCGGCGAGCCGAUGGUGGUGCUAGGCAAAGAGAAAGCCUUUACCUUCGACAACGUCUUCGACGUGACCACCAACCAAGACAACGUUUACACCACGAGUGUCAGGGAUCUCGUCGACGGAUGCUUGUCCGGAUACAAUGCCACGGUCCUGGCGUACGGCCAAACCGGAUCCGGUAAAACUUACACCAUGGGCACCGGGUUCGAUAUGGCGAUUAGUCUGCAACCAACCGAUCGAGGGGUGAUACCCCGCGCCGUCGAGCAUCUCUUCCGAGGCAUCCAGGAAGUGCAGCGCGAGACAAAAGAAAAAGGCAUUCCCCCACCGAAAUUCCAAGUCGCCGUACAGUUCAUGGAGCUGUACAAUGAGGAUGUGAUUGAUCUUCUGAAUCCAGAAAAAUCCAAUCAAGAGAAUCGACGCAACACCAAAAUCGUUGAAGAAUGCGGACAGAUCGUCGUGCAAGGAAUCACCGUGCGGACGGUGCAAACCGCCGAGGAAGUGAUGCAGUGUCUCCACCACGGGGCGAUCUCGAGGACCACUGCGAGCACCAAUAUGAAUUCCCAAAGUAGUCGGAGUCACGCCAUCUUCACAUUGCACAUUAGACAACAAAGGUUCCUAACAGGUGAGGGCGGUAGUGAGGGCGAAGGCGAAGAGAACGAUAUGGAAACGCUGACGGCCAAGUUCCAUUUCGUGGAUCUCGCAGGCUCAGAGAGAAUCAAAAGGACUGGUGCUACUGGCGUACGCGCCAAGGAAGGGAUCAAGAUCAAUUGCGGAUUACUCGCUCUUGGCAAUGUGAUAUCAGCAUUGGGUGAUGUUACGAAAAAAGCCACUCAUGUGCCGUACAGAGAUUCGAAACUUACUCGACUGCUGCAGGACUCUUUGGGGGGUAAUAGUCGAACCCUGAUGAUCGCUUGCGUUUCCCCCGCCGAUCGAGACUUCAUGGAGACCUUGAACACUCUGAAAUACGCAAACCGAGCGAAAAACAUUAAAAACAGAGUUUGCAUCAACCAGGAUAAAAGCUCUCAAACUAUCAUGGCCCUCAGAAGAGAGAUCGAAGCAUUGCAGCUCGAACUCAUGGAGUACAAACAGGGUAAACGCAUCGUUAGCGAGGACGGCACUUAUCAGACAAACGAUAUGUAUCAGGAGAAUCAAAUCCUCUUGGCCGAGAAUCAGAAUCUCAGGACGCGACUCAAGGCCUUGAAGGAGACGGUAGAUCGUUUGAAAAUGCGGAACGCUGAGCUCCUGAACGAGAAAGCCGCUCACAAUUGGAUCUCCAUGGAUGAAGGUAGCGAGGGACGCAGCAUGGUCGAACUCCAAUCGCAGUACAUCAACGAGAUUGAGGAGUUGAAGACGAAGCUGAUCGAGUCAGAGGAAAUGUGUUCUCAGCUGCAGAAGUCUUCGGGGGGACUCCGACGAAAAGUCUCCGGGGUGGGGACUGCUCUGAAUCUUUCAAUGGCCGGCUCAAUGGCGGCAUCGGUGCUUGAGAGUGAAUCUGUCUCCGGGGAAAUCUGUGUAGAAGAGCUCAUACAUCAGGCGAGAAAGGAGAUUAAACGACAGAAGAAGAAGUCGAAGAACGAUGGCCCACGAGACAAGGAUGAGAACGGUGUCAAAUCCGAUGGCGAUGAAGAUACGUCACUCAAGUCCAAUGGUGCUCAGGUCAGUGGGGGCAGCGCCGAGGACUCGGAACUCAGUGAUGAAGACUUCAGUGAAGACGACGUAGAAGACCAACUGCGCGAAUAUUCGGCCGAGAUGGCCGGUCUGACGCAGGAAAUCUCAAUCAAGGAACGGCUGAUCGAAGAACUGGAGAAAUCCCAACGGAGGAUGUGCUCGAUGCGGAGUCACUACGAAGAGAAGUUACUCCAGCUGCAAAUUAAAAUCAAACAAACCGAAAUGGAGAGAGACAAGGUGCUCAACGCGAUGUCUUCCAAAAAUCAAUCGCAAGCGGAGGUCGAAGAAGCAAAGAAAGUCAAAGAUGAAUUCGAGAAGAAACUCCAGAGUCUCCAGGCAGAACUCAAACAAAUGCAGGACGCCAAGCGUCGCCACGCGCAGCUUGUGAAAGAACAGGAGAAGCAGGAGAAGGUCAUCAAAGAAUACCGCCAGCAGCUGGAAGAGCUCAAGAAGACAAAGACGGAGCUAAUGAGAAAGAUCCGCGAAGAAGGUAAACGACACAAGGAGCAAGAGCUGAAGUGCGCUAAGGAAUUGAGUUCCUUGAAACGAGAGGCUCGACAGAGUGAGAACCGAAUCAAAAACCUCGAAGCCGAGAAUCGGGCGAAGGAGAACGUACUCAAACGCAAACAAGAGGAAGUCAUUGCUCUGCGAAGACAGGCCGCGAACAAAGUCAAUGGAACACGACCUUCGCGUGGAAAACCGCAGGGGGUUCUCACCCGUAUAGUGAAAGACCGAUGGAAGACUUUAGUGAAAAAUAUCGACAAGAUGGUCCUCAACAAGCAGACGAUUCACAACAUCGAGCGCGACAUGGAACGCUAUCUGCUCGAGCGAGAGAAGCUCGAAAGAGUUCUCGACAAAACUCUCCGCAAACGGGACAAGGCGAUAAGUCAAGGGAAAGACGACUUGGUCUUGAGGGAUCUGGACGACGAGAUCGACAACCUGAACAGCAAUAUCGGCUAUCUGCAGGACAAUAUCAUGGAAUGCCAAACCAACAUCUGUCAGAUUGAGGAGAACAAAGAAGUUCCAGACCAACAGUUGGUCGAUGUCAACGAACUGAUCACCGGACUGAGUACAGUCUCUUCGGACGCCAAGUUCCUCAUAGAAAAGCUCCUCGCCAUGACCGUUAACCAGAGCAUGCAGGCGGCGCAGAAAACCGCGGAAUGUAAAGAAAUCGAGGCGAGGCUCGAACAGGUGGAGAACAACUACUCGCAAGCGGAACGCCUGCUGCAGAUGACCAUCGAGACUCCCGACAAGGCCUUGAGCGCCGUGAUGGAGGGUCUCGAGCUGCAGGGAGGUCAGGAGAGUCAAGCCAGCUCGCGAUCGGUAUCGCCUGCAGAAUCGAUCCGCUCCGACAUCUCCAGCGCCACCUACAUCGUACCUGGUGAACGCGGAAGGCUGAAGGCGCGGCGUCGAACGCCCACCUGUGCAGACCUUCUCUUCAGCCCGGGGGAUUCCACCAUACCCCGCUCGGACAGUAUCCCCCUGAUGGAUGAGACAGAGCCCUCCCAAUUCCCGCUGCUGAACCCCGCGGUCCCCCUCGUUCCGCCUGUCCAGUCCCACAUUCCUCGACUAGCGCCCAGAGACAUCAUGAGCCGCAGUUUCACUUCUUAUCGGGACGCGCUCGUGGCGAAGGGUCCUCUUUCCACGGGCUCCACGAAACUUCUGGAGAGGCAUCACCCUCUGAUCGAUCACACACCCACCGGUCUUCCCCGCAAACGGGACCCGCUGCCUGCAUAUGCAACGCCCCUCACCCAGCGUCGACGUUUCAAUCACGCUCUCGCGAGCGCGGGAAGCGCAAAAGUUCAUCCUCUUCAAAAUGAUCUCAACAGCGGUCGGCAUAUGAGUGAUUCCAUCUGUGAUCAAACCCCACCCGCCUCACCUUCGGUGUCCCGAAAAAUGUUCAGAUCCACCGAUGCCAAUGUGUUCACGAGGCUGGCGGGCUGUCAAACAUCGACUCCCCCUCAGAAAGAACGAGGCGUCAUUUCCAUUUUCACCGGACGAGCCCCAACCAAAAGUUCCCCUUUCAUCUGUACGCAUACUGCCGAAGGUCACAACAAGGCUGUCUUAUCGCUGGCGGUCACUAACGACGUCCUAUUCAGCGCCAGCAAAGAUCGCACGGUCAAGGUCUGGGAUCUCCGAACGGGCCAGGAAAUUCAGACCGUGAGGGGCCACCCCGAUAAUGUUCAGGUUGUUCGGUACUCGGAAUACUCGCGACUCGCUUUCUCGGCCUCGACGGCCUACGUCAGGAUCUGGGAUCUACGAGAAAGCCCUGCAAAAUGCGUGAAAACCCUAUCAUCUUCCGGAAGUACCAUGGGUAGUCUCCCGUCUUCCGAGCGAGACAGUCGGGUCCCUGUCGGCGAGCAGCGUAUCAACGCCGUCGAACUCAACCAUUUCGGGAACAUCCUUUUCGCAGCAUCCGGCUCCACCGUGAAGACGUGGGACCUGAGACGAUUCGCCACGAUUGGCAAGCUUGUCGGUGGGCACACCGCUCAAGUCAUGUGUCUGGCCGUGGACGACGUAGCUCUCGAUACGAAUUACAUCGCGACGGGCUCCAAAGACCAUUACGUGAAGGUGUUCGAAACGAUUGAGAAGCCGAACGGAGUGAUCCAACCAAAAAUGAACCUCGAGCCCCCUCAUUACGAUGGAAUCUCGUCCCUCGCCAUGUUCAAUGACUACCUCUAUUCGGGAUCGCGGGACAUGUGUCUGAAAAAAUGGGACCUCCAGAACGGCUGUCUCGUUCAAAGCAUAAACCAAGCUCACAAAGACUGGAUCACCGCUAUCGCGACCUUGGCGAGCCCGGUGGGGAGCUCGAGUCAACUCCUGACGAGCUGUCGUGGGGGACUCUUGAAAAUAUGGAACACCGACACCAUGCAGAACAUCGGAGAGCUCAAAGCUCACACGACGCCUAUCAACGCCAUCGCAACAAAUGGGGAAUGCGUUUUCACUGCCUCAAAUGAUACCACCGUACGGAUAUGGCAACCCCGACUCAGCCCAGAUCUUUCUCCUGACUGCAAUAAUGCACCUCAAGACAAAUAUUUGUGACAGUGC